Theobroma umbraticum is the source of this 1492-nucleotide messenger RNA. Its product is annotated as ATP synthase gamma chain 1, chloroplastic-like. Lineage: Eukaryota; Viridiplantae; Streptophyta; Magnoliopsida; Malvales; Malvaceae. Gene Ontology annotation, cellular component: chloroplast thylakoid membrane. Gene Ontology annotation, molecular function: proton-transporting ATP synthase activity, rotational mechanism. Gene Ontology annotation, biological process: proton motive force-driven ATP synthesis. The record is from RefSeq and is a predicted model, not a curated record.
AAAAGAACAAAGUCCGAACUCCAAAUCCUUGUUAGAUUGUUCCCCAGAUCAUUGUCGUUUCUAUUUGCCAUCACUUAGGAACUCACUUCACUUUGGUCUGUCUGUACAAACUGAGAAGUUAAACCCAAAGCUUAAACCCAAAACCCGCAAAAACCCUCUCUCAAGACUAUGUAUUCUUCAAAUCUACCAACUUGGAUCUCAUCAAAACCUUCAAAUUCCAACCAAAAUGUACUUUUUCAUCAAUUUAACCAAAACACAUUUCUCCAAUUCCCUCAAAUAUUACCCCUCAAAAGCCUCUCUCUAUCUCCUUCACAUUUGGCUCCAGUUCAAAGCAGUCUUCGUGAGCUCCGAGAGCGGAUUGCAACAGUCAAAAACACUCAAAAAAUCACUGAAGCAAUGAAGCUGGUGGCAGCUGCAAAGGUGAGGAGAGCUCAAGAAGCUGUCAUCAAUGGUAGGCCUUUUACUGAGGCUUUAGUUGAGUUCCUUUACACCAUUAGUGAAAAUUUACAAUGUGAAGAUAUUGAUUGUCCUUUAACUGUUAUUAGGCCUGUAAGGAAAGUAGCUCUCGUUGUUGUAACUGGUGAUAGGGGUCUUUGUGGUAGUUUCAACAAUGCAGUGAUUAAAAAGGCUGAGUCCCGGAUUGUGGAAUUGAAAGGUCUUGGAUUGGAUUAUACUGUUAUCAGUGUAGGGAAAAAGGGUAAUUCUUAUUUUAGGCGUAGGGAUCAUGUUUCGGUUGAUAGGUUUGUUGAAGGAGGAGGGUUUCCUACGGCGAAAGAGGCUCAAAUAAUUGCUGAUGAUGUUUUUUCAUUAUUUGUUACUGAAGAGGCUGAUAAGGUUGAGCUUUUAUAUACAAAGUUUGUAUCUUUGGUGAAGUCAGAUCCAGUAAUCCGUACUUUGCUUCCACUGUCAGUGGAAGGAAAGGUUUUUGAUGUGAAUGGGACUUGUGUUGAUGCUAUGGAGGAUGAGUUGUUUAGGUUGACAACCAAGAGAGGGAAGCUGGUUGUGGAGAGGGAUAGGGUGAGGAUGGAAGGAGGGGGAAUUUCACCUCUUAUGCAGUUUGAGCAAGAUCCAGUUCAGAUUCUGGAUGCCAUGAUGCCUCUCUAUUUGAAUAGUCAGAUCUUGAGGGCAUUGCAGGAAUCAUUGGCGAGUGAGCUGGCAGCUAGAAUGAAUGCAAUGAGUAAUGCUACUGAUAAUGCAGUUGAGUUGAGGAAGAAUCUUUCCAUUGUUUAUAAUCGGGAACGGCAGGCAAAAGUCACUGGUGAGAUUUUGGAGAUUGUUGCUGGAGCUGAGGCACUUACAUAGUCUCAUAGUUUGACCAUCUUUUUCUCUUUCUUUCUUCUUAUUCAUUUCUCCUUUCUCCAAUAUCCUUCUGUUGGUGAAAAUAUUGUGAUUUGCUAAAUAUGCUGGCAAUGAAGUGCUUAGUUUUAUAUACCACAGCAUGUAACUUGAGCUUCUUAUUUUGGGAACUGAAUAAAGAGAAAUUUUUGUUCAA